Molecule: messenger RNA, 2500 nt
Organism: Hirundo rustica (Barn swallow)
Lineage: Eukaryota; Metazoa; Chordata; Aves; Passeriformes; Hirundinidae
Gene: DDX20
Product: DEAD-box helicase 20
Exons: 11
Coding region: 6-2294 (762 amino acids)
Biological process (GO): spliceosomal snRNP assembly
Cellular component (GO): SMN complex
Molecular function (GO): RNA helicase activity; ATP binding; RNA binding
Source: RefSeq, a predicted model, not a curated record
CCAAGAUGGCGGCGCCCAGGGAGGCGCAGGGCCGGUUCCGCACCCGGGACGUGCUGCUGCCCGGCGGCCCCUCCGAUUUCGGCUCUCUCCUGCUGUCGCCGCCGGUGCUGGCGGGGCUGGAGGCGGCCGGGUUCCAUCGGCCGUCGCCGGUGCAGCUGAAGGCCAUCCCGCUGGGGCGCUGCGGGCUGGAUCUCAUCGUGCAGGCCAAGUCCGGCACCGGCAAGACCUGCGUGUUCGCCACCAUCGCCCUGGACGCCGUGCUGCUGGAGAGCCCCGCCACGCAGAUCCUGAUCCUCGCUCCCACCAGGGAGAUUGCUGUGCAGAUCCACGCCGUGAUCACAACGAUCGGGAUAAAAAUGGAAGGCUUGGAAUGCCACGUGUUCAUUGGAGGGACUCCGCUGAGCCAGGACAGGAGCAGGCUGAAGAAAUGCCACAUCGCUGUGGGCUCCCCAGGGAGGAUCAAGCAGCUGAUAGAGCUGGACUACCUGAGCACAGGCAGCGUGCGGCUCUUCGUGCUGGACGAGGCAGACAAGCUGCUGGAGGAGGGCAGCUUCCAGGAGCAGAUCAACUGGAUCUACUCCUCCCUGCCAGUCAAUAAGCAGAUGUUGGCAGUCUCAGCCACCUACCCCGAGUCCUUGGCUGCUGCUCUCACCAGGUACAUGAGGGAGCCCACGUUUGUGAGGCUGAACCCCACGGAUCCCAGCCUUCUUGGGCUGAAGCAGUACUACAAAAUUGUGAAUUCCCAUCCCCUCCCACAUAAAACCUUUGAGGAGAAAACGCAGCACCUGCAGGAGUUGUUCAGCAAGAUUCCUUUCAACCAAGCCUUAGUCUUCUCAAAUUUGCACAGCAGGGCUCAACAUCUGGCUGAAAUACUGACAUCCAGGGGCUUCCCUGCCGAGUGCAUUUCAGGCAACAUGAAUCAAAAUCAGCGACUUGACGCCAUGGCUAAAUUAAAGCAAUUCCACUGCAGAGUUCUGAUUUCCACAGACUUGACAUCUCGUGGAAUUGAUGCGGAGAAGGUGAACCUGGUCAUCAACCUGGACGUGCCCCUGGACUGGGAGACCUACAUGCACCGCAUCGGCCGCGCCGGGCGCUUCGGCACCUUGGGUCUGGCUGUGACCUACUGCUGCCGUGGCGAGGAGGAGAACACCAUGAUGGGAAUUGCUCAGAAGUGCAACCUGCAGCUCCUUCCUCUGCCAGAGCCAAUCCCUCCUGGAGUGAUGGAGCAGUUUGAAGACGGGGAGGUGGAAGUUAAACCUGCAAUACCUACAGGACCUGUGGUGAAUUGUGACACUGUGUGUCCUAAACCAGAGCAACCAGUGCUGCAGCCUGUCCAGAAUGGCUUUUCAGACAUACCUCAGCCUCCCUCCAAUCUUCCAAGGGAUAAUACUUCUGCACAAAGGCCAAAAAAGACUCCAAAGCAAAAACAGAUAAAAAAGUGCACAAAUCCUGCAAAUGUAGAGGAAAACAGUAGAAGCCCUCAACCUUCCAGGUGCCACUCAGAGCAGAGGAAUCAAGUCAAACCCACUUGCAGGAUGGAUGGACAGCACAGCGCUCAGGCUCCAGAUGAGGAGGCCUUAAAAAAAAAUCUUCCCAAAAUUCCAUGCUUGUCUUCUUUCAAAAACGAACUCACCAGUCCCUGGAGCUUCUCAGAUUUUGUUGAAGACUAUGAUUAUUUCAUUAAAGAAGGGUCAGAGAGAAAGGUGGAGAUUUUAAGAAGUUACUCAGGCCCAGGAGAGCGGCGUGAGCUACCCAAAAAUGGGGAUGUGGAGUGGGAAGAGAUGGAGCAUCACCCAGAGACGGCAGCAAUCAGGGAUGUGUCUGCUGACAGCGAUGGCUCAGACAGCUCCAGGGAUUCCUUUAAUAGCAGGAAUAACUCAUGCCAGGCGUUUCCAGGCACAGAGCACCCAAAAGCUGUGCCCACAGCACGGCAGGGCCCUGCAGCUUCCUGUCCUACACCACAGAAGCCUCGGGAGCGCUCCCACGUCCCAAGGCCAAACGAAGUGAAGAAGAAAGUCCUGAAACAAAAUGCUAAACACAAGAAAAGCCAGAAGCAUCAAUUCUCCAGUCCUGCCAGGAGCAGAACUGAAGAGGAGCGGAGCUGCAGCUCCUGGGAUGAUGCUCCAUACGAGGGCUGGAGUUACGAGGACUACUGGAAAUGUUACUACGACGCCUGGCAGAGCUACUACACAGCAGUGUCUCACUACAGCAGGAGUUACUGGCACUUCAGCUGCAUGAAUGCCUACCACAUCAACUCAGUCUAUUUCCAGGAGCUGCUGAAAGAUGGGGAUUGAUUCCAGAAUUCCAGCAGAUUGGGGCUGGUUGGGACCAGGGCUGGACAGCUCUGUGACAGCAGUGCUGCUCUGAAGGGCACUGACAAGAGACCGGUGUUUGAGAGGAGGAAAAGUGGUGUCUCUUUGUAAGCAGCUGUGUCUGGUAAAUGUUUUACACGGGGCCAGUGACAGUGUUACAAUUUGUUAAUAAAAGGAAAAGAAAGACA